This is a messenger RNA of Drosophila serrata, 516 nucleotides long. RefSeq lists its product as uncharacterized. The record is from RefSeq and is a predicted model, not a curated record. Lineage: Eukaryota; Metazoa; Arthropoda; Insecta; Diptera; Drosophilidae.
AUGAAAUUUCAGUACCUUGAGCUGGUGGUUAUAAUGUUCGAAAGUCGUGGAUUAGAUUUUACAAAUUUAAACUGCACUUCCCUGGAUAAAACAUUCUGUGACUUUAAUUAUUGCUAUUUGAAAGCGGAAAAUCGAACUUAUAAGCAUUUGUCCCUUAGGGUUAAUCUCUACAAAAUACCAGUUAAGAAUUUUAAGGUAAAUAUCGCUCUAUAUAAACGAUCCAAUGGUUUGAGGCCGAUGAGCUCUAACUUGACUGUUGAUGGCUGUAAAGCUUUAGCUGGCCAAAAAAUUCCAUGGGUAAAAUUCCUUUUCAGCCUCUUUACAGAGCACUCAAACCUGAAUCAUUCGUGCCCUUUUGAUCAUGAUAUAAUAGUGGACAAGCUGCCAGCUCAGUUUGUUUUUCAGAAGUUUAACUCCUUUAUACCAUUUCCCGAGGGAGACUAUGUUUUUUCCAGCAAUUGGAUUGCUUACGGCAUAAAUCGUGCCAAUGUGAGGGUGCACGUGACGUAUACGUGA